Molecule: messenger RNA, 686 nt
Organism: Doryrhamphus excisus (bluestripe pipefish)
Lineage: Eukaryota; Metazoa; Chordata; Actinopteri; Syngnathiformes; Syngnathidae
Source: RefSeq, a predicted model, not a curated record
UAACGUCACAGGCACGUCUGAAGAAAAAAAAUCAAUUUCAACGUGAAGGCCACACACUAUCACAUAGAUGCUGUACAUAUUUUAUUAAUCUCUAAGAGAUUGAUCAAUUAACAAACCAAACAACACCUCAAACAAGUCAAUUAAGAAUUAGCGGACAUGGAUGCGAGCAGCCAGGCUAUGAAGAUAUUCUACACUUCUUUGGGGAAACUGUACACGUCUCACAGCCAGAAAGGAGGACUCCGCCUGCACCGUAGCCUCAUGCUCAUCCGACUGAUCAAAUGCUCCAGUGACAUCUACAACUCGACCACAGACCGUGUGCUAAGAGCGCAACAGGACGCCGAGAAUCCCGCAGAGAUGUGCACAGCUGCGGAGAUGGAGGAGGGGGGAGAGGAGGACGCGGAGAAGGUUGAGGACAGUCUGACAGACUAGGGACAGUCAACUUUGUCACAAUGCGUGAAAAAAAAAACUGUAAUGCAAACUGCUACCAUACCAAAUGUGCGCAAAGUAAUUAGGAGCAUCAGAUGCAUCCAUAUUGCGUGUGCAUAAAACUUGUACUGUAUAUAACUUUGCAGAGAACGUCUACUUUGGCGUUAUCGCUACAGUGAUAGUGAAUACUUGAUUUAUUUUAAGGUCUAAGAGACUAAUAAAAAUACCCAGAAGUCCGGUGUUUCAAUUAUUAUUGUGUC